Molecule: messenger RNA, 1246 nt
Organism: Gavialis gangeticus (Gharial)
Lineage: Eukaryota; Metazoa; Chordata; Crocodylia; Gavialidae
Product: cytochrome P450 4V2-like
Molecular function (GO): heme binding; monooxygenase activity; iron ion binding
Source: RefSeq, a predicted model, not a curated record
AUGAAUGAACAAGCCAAUAUUUUAGUUCGGAAGCUUGAAAAACAUGUUGACAAAGAACCAUUUGAUUGUUUUCUAGACGUCACUCUGUGCGCUCUGGAUAGCAUUUGUGAAACUGUAAUGGGCAAGAAUAUUGGUGCACAGAAGAAUAAUGAUUCUGAAUAUGUCCAGGCUAUUUACAAAUUCAUCAUAGACAAAAGGCUCCUUGGCUUUGGCCUGACCUUACAUACCUUCUCUUUCAAGAAGGAAGGGAACAUAAUAGAAGUCUCAAAAUCCUCCACAGUUUUACUGACAAGGUUAUUACAGAAAAAGCUAGUGAAAAAAAAAAACCACAAUGAAAGAAAGUGUGACUUUGACAGCACCUGUGAAUCAAGUGAGUCAAAAAAGAGAAGAGCUUUCCUUGACAUGCUUCUCAAUGCAAUGGAUAAUGAAGGGAACAAACUGAGCUACUUGGAUAUUCGAGAGGAAGUGGACACUUUCAUGUUUGAGGGGCAUGAUACAACAGCUGCUGCUAUGAACUGGGCCAUCUAUUUACUUGGAUGUCAUCCUGAGGCCCAGAAGAAAGUUCACCAAGAAUUGGAUGAAGUGUUUGGUGACUCUGACUGUUCCGUCACUGUGCAUGAUUUAAAGAAAAUACGAUAUCUUGAGUGUGUUGUUAAGGAAGCCCUUUGUCUCUUCCCUUCAGUGCCAUUCUUUGCCCAGACCUUGAGUCAAGAUUGCUAUAUUAGAGGAUUUAAGGUACCAAAAGGCACAAAUGCAAUCAUUGUUUUUUAUGCACUGCACAGAGAUCCAGAUGUUUUCCCAGACCCUGAAGAAUUCAGACCUGAGCGAUUCUUUCCUGAGAAUUCUAGUGGAAGGCAUCCAUAUGCAUAUAUACCCUUCUCUGCUGGAUCCAGAAAUUGCAUUGGCCAACACUUUGCACAGAUGGAAGAAAAAGUUGUUUUAGCUACUCUCUUGCGCCACUUUUGGGUGGAAGCAAAUCAAAAUAGGGAAGAACUUGGUAUGGUGGGAGAACUGAUUCUUCGUCUCUGGAUCCAGCUGAAGAAGAGAACUGCUAACAUGCCAUCAGAAGAAAAUUUCAAGAGUUUAGAUCUUCAAGUAUACUAGCAGCAUCCUUAUUUCACUUUCUCCUUUUGAUCACAUGCACAUUUACACAAAGGAUUUUAGAAAACUACAAAUACAGAAAAAUAUUUCAGAACUUCUAGAUCAGCAAUUCCCAAUCAGGGUGCCAUGGCACCCUGAAGUGCUU